ACGCGCGCCCGCGAAAAAAAAAGCGCGCUUAAUCCGGCGGUACGUGGGAUUGGGCGGGAAGAGAGUCGUCUGAGGAAUCACGGGAUUGGGUGGAUGGAAGAGUCAAACCGCUGCUGUGACUCAGAUGAAGAGAUGAAUCCAAUUCACUUCACUUCACUUUACCUCAGCUGAACACCGGACGGAGUCGCGGAGAAACAGACCUUAUUAUCGACCUAACUGGAAUUAAUAACAGUUUUGGGCAAAUAAGGAAGAACAUUAAGGAACAUUCUACUAUUUAACGAUGGCUUUCAUGGUAAAACACGUAGUCGGCGGUCAGCUGAAGAAUCUGACAGGAGGUCUGACAGAAGAGAAAUCUGACGGAGACAAAUCCGAUGCCGCCGCUCAAGGAAUGACACAAGAAGAGUUCGAGCAGUACCAACAACAGCUAGAGGAGGAAAAGCAAGAGCGAGAAGCCGAUUUUGCCCAGAAGAAGGCGGAGAGGGCGACAGUCAGGUCUCACUUCAGAGACAAAUACAGGUUGCCAAAGAACGAGCUGGAUGAGACUCAGAUCCAGGCGGCGCAAAACGAUGUCGAGCUCCCCACCGAACUGGCCAAGAUGAUCGCAGAAGACAACCAGGAGGAGGAACAGAAGCAGUCUGUCCUGGGUCACCUGACCAACAUCCAGAACGUGGACAUGGGCCACCUGAAGGGCAAAGCUCAGGCCACACUGGAGGAUCUGAAGAACUCGGCGGAAAAGUGCUGCGUCAUGUGAUCUCACUGCAUCUUCACACCUGGAAACAUUUCUUCUCUCUUUAUCCCUGUAUCUCCUCCAUCACACACACACACACACUCUCUCUCACAUACACACACACACACACACACUCAAACACGUCUAACGACAAACAUCCAUAUUCAUAUAUCCGGUGUGACGUUUAGGGCAGUGUUUGUUUCAUGAUGCUGAUAUCAUUCUAGGAGUUUAAAUGUCAUGUGUGUUUCAUCAACUAUUUGAGAAUCUCACAAAAACACAAUCGGGUCACAUUUCACCUCAUAAAAAAAUAUAGAUUUUGCAUAAAUUAUUAAUCUUAAAGGGAUAGUUCACCCAAAAAUGAAAAUUCUGUCAUUUAUUCACUCUCAUGUUGUACUAAACUAAUUCUGAAGAAUGCUGGUAAGCAAACAGUUGACGGUACCCAUUGACUUCCAUAGUAUUUUUUUCCACACUAUGGAAGUCAAUGGCUACCGUCAGCUGUUUGCUUACCAACAUUCUUGAGGGUUAGUAAAUAAUGACACGGUUUUCAUUUUGGGUAAACUAUCCCUUUAAUGGUCCUAAAAUAUCCUUCGUUUCCAUUAUGCAAGUGUAAUUUCUUAGUCAUUUUGACUUUGGAGUGAAAUGUGACGUGUUUCUGGAGAUUGACCCAUCCAAACCAGACCUGCUCCGGUCUGAAGGUGUUUAUUAGUCUAACGGGUUCAUGACUUUAGGGAGUCUUGAAGGGCUUACGGGAGCAGGAAUGGAGGUAGAACCCAGAUUCCCCUGAACAUCCGCACUAACACCGUCACAUUUGACCUUUGACCUUUCAUUGAGUGGUGCCGUUUUGUGCAGGUGGUUUGGUGUCGUCGUGAUGCAGAUGUCGACCUUUUUCUUUCUGGUUGUUCCCUCUUAAGGAGACUCAAAAUAAUGAUUUGAAAUGCUGUGCUGCUGAGGUGAGCGUCUGGAUGAAGGGAUUUAUUCUGAUCACGUCUUUUGAGUGAAGCCAUGCAGGGAUUUGGUUCUGAAUAUAAGCUGUAAACAUAAAGCAAUAUUUCCAUCUCUGAUCUACAGGACAGAGCUGAUAGCCAAUUAAUGUGAAGGGUUAAACUGACUCUCCUGUUCAUUUUAUUUAACCCAUUAGAUUAUUAUAUAUUUAUUUAUAAAUGGCAAGAAUUUGUUUGUCGUUUGUUUUACUUAUGACCUUGAUAGUUGUUUCCGCUCUGGACUGCAUAAGUAACGUAAUUACCAAUGUAAUGCAUUUAUGUAAUUAUUUCUUCUGUAAUUUCCAGACCUUGCUGAUUUUUGACUGUUGAAACUGUAAUAAAUAUAUUUGUACAAAGA
Onychostoma macrolepis is the source of this 2065-nucleotide messenger RNA. It is a transcript of the gene cplx3b, whose product is annotated as complexin 3b. Gene Ontology annotation, biological process: synaptic vesicle exocytosis; regulation of neurotransmitter secretion; neurotransmitter transport. NCBI's taxonomy places the organism in Eukaryota, Metazoa, Chordata, Actinopteri, Cypriniformes, Cyprinidae. The coding region runs from base 281 to 751 and encodes 156 amino acids. The transcript is spliced from 3 exons. Gene Ontology annotation, cellular component: SNARE complex; terminal bouton. Gene Ontology annotation, molecular function: syntaxin binding. The record is from RefSeq and is a predicted model, not a curated record.